Messenger RNA from Xenopus laevis (African clawed frog), 2709 nucleotides. It is a transcript of the gene velo1.L, whose product is annotated as velo1 protein L homeolog. NCBI's taxonomy places the organism in Eukaryota, Metazoa, Chordata, Amphibia, Anura, Pipidae. The record is from RefSeq and is marked provisional.
GUUGUGCUUUGAAUGAACAGCCUUAAAAAUGAACACGACGGCACCUCCCCCAGAAAAUGGACAGUAUUCUACAAACCAGCCAAGGCCUUACUUUUAUGCACAGCCAACAGCACAACUACCUUUCCAAAAUCCUUGGUACCUUGGCCAGUUGUACAAUCCAUACUGCAUUCCUGGACCAGGCUUUAGAGGUGGAAAUCCCUAUUUUCCAUACUACUCUGUUGCUCUCCAUGAGUACCCUGGAUAUUUUGUUCCCCAGCCUCAAAUGAAUACUAGGAUGAGUAGAAGACCUCAUUUUAACCCCCAUCCGCCUUCCCCAAUGUUUUACCAUGCUACAAGAUUUAGGCACUACAGCAGUCCUGGGAGAAGAACUGAAACCAAAGAAACCCAGACUGAUCCACGGCAACAAGAAUGUGCUUCUAAAAAGCAACAUAGUUCAGACGGUAAAGGCUGUGAUGGAGGAAAUGUAGUCUAUCUUUCUUCUGGCAUUAGCAGCACCGGAAACGAAAGUAACCUGGAGAAUGUUGAGAUGUCCAUGUCUCCUGCAACAUCAACACAGGAAAGAGACUUUCAUAAAAAUGCUUGCAACUCAGCCCAAUACAGAAACAUGCCUCCAGGAAGCUAUGCAUAUGAGAAAGAGGAGGUAAGAAUAGAGUAUGGAAGUGGUUCACCUGCUGCCAUACAAAUGUGGAAGUCUUAUAAAGAAACCAUACCAAUAUACGAUGUGGCAGUUGUUAAAGAAUUACCAGAAAAUGUAGUGCAGCGUGAUCUUUUUUGUGAGGGUGUAUUAUAUGGCCCUCAUGCAGAAGGCGAGGAGCUUGCUGUGCAGAGCGUUGCCUUUUCAAACAAAGAUGAAUGUAAAAAUUCACUUCCUCCUAAACUGUGUAUUGAUGCUGUUCAAGAAACAGAAACCCAAACCACAAUAGUUCAAACAAGGGAGCCCCGAUAUGAAACCAGCAAACAGGGAAAACAAGUUAUGAAAGUUAAGGCCACAAUGGAGGCAGAAUCGCCAACCAUGGUGACGGAACAUGUUGAAGUAGUUAGUCCUGUUUAUGAUGAUCCACAAGUAAGUGUACCUGAGGAUUCUGAUGAACAUAAUCUCAUUACAAAUGGUGAUCUUAUAGAGGGCUCAGAUGGAUGUCCAGAGCAGCAAGAUAUUGCAAAUCAAUCAACCUGUAAUGGAGAGGUGAAAUUGGCUAACAAAAGUAACAUGUGGACCGAUGAUUCCAUAGAGAAAUUUAUGCCAUCACCGACAUGGCUGGCUUGCUUUGAAAAUAUAGAUGCGAACUAUGAUUAUGAUGUUUAUUCUUCGCAAAGGAAGCAAAAACAGACAAGUGUCUUAAGCAUUACUUCAGAAGAACUUUCAUCUAGGGAUGAAGGAUCUUCUUUGGAUAGUGCUUCUGUAUCUUACUUUGUCCCUGAUUAUAUUCUUAGGAAAGGUUUGUAUACUUUCCGAAAAACCACAGAGGAUUUGGAGAAGGAAACCAUUAAAAGCAGUGGUUCUUUAAAGGAAGAUGAUAUACCUCUGAAACAAUCUUGCAACAAGUAUGUGAAAAAAUACAGGUCUUCUGCAGUGAAAGCCAAGGAUGUUUCGAGUAGAUGUAGAAAAAUUGGAGUGCCUCUGAAAGGCCUCAGUAGAAGGAAACUCUACUCUGUAAAAAAGAAUCCAAAGAAGAGUCAGUCAUUGUCUGAACCCGAGGACUCUGACGAAUACUGGGUCAUGGAAGAAGAAAACGAUGAAGAAGGAGAUGAUGAAGAUGAUAGUGAGGAAGAGGAAUAUUACUUUCAAGAGAGCCUUCCACAUGGACAGGUGGAUAUUGGCAAAGGAAGUAUCUUUAAGCAAAUCGCUCAGAAGCGAAUUCUCUGGAAACCUCCAAAAGGCAUGGUCCCAGCUCAAAUCGUUGGAUGGCCUGUAAAAGAAAAAUUGGUGACUAAAAAGGGUGCUUAUGACGCACUGAAUCAGGUGUGCCGACUUAAGGAUUAUGAUGGGAGUGACUAUACAAUCUAUGAUAAGAAGAUUUCAAAAUUAAACAGAGGCUUCAUCUCUGAGCCGAAAAAAUCGAUGCAGAAGUCCGUGGGUGGAAAAGCUCAAAAGAAAACCCCUGGGACAGCUGUUGAAGAAUACUGGGUUGGAAGAGGUGCUAAACCCAAAUUCCCAGAACCUGCAUAUUAUUUGCAAGAUCCAACCAAAAUCAAAGAGCAAGAUAAGCCUCCAAAAAAGAAAGGAGCUCUCAAGUCUUCUAAAAGAAAACAAACUAGAACUGAUCCAGAAGAAGUAGAAACAUGGGAGGUUCCUAGAUCCUUCUUGUACAGAGGCCAUGGGUUACAGAAGCGUGGCACCAAAAAGAAGCAGCUGAAUGGCAAACUGUAAAGUGUAUAUAUCUCUCUUAAAACAAAAUUUUGUAUAUUGUGUGUUUUCGCAAGUAAUAUAUUACUCCUGAAAAGGGGUCCUACCUACCCACUCAUUUUUUUUUUUUUGCAUUUUUGUGUAAACCUGUGGUAUUUUGCACACUGGAAGCUAAGGAGGCUAAAUAGUUUUGAAACAGGCACACUAAAGGGAGAAAACCUUCAGUUUUGAAUAAGUAAUAAAAUGUGAGAUAUUGAAAUAGCACAUGAUAAAAAAAAAAGCACUCUUAACAUUGUAUAUAGCACACUGUCCACAAUGUACUAGCAUCUAAUAAAGGUUAAAUAAACUGCAAAUAAUGUACUUAA